CAGUCAGCUCUCAGCGGCCAUAGCAACCGUCACCAUGAUCAAGUUCGCCGUUCUCUCCCUGUUCGUGGCCGCUGCUGCUGCCAGCGGAGGUGGCCAGAGCCACGUCCACGUGUCAACUGCCACGCCGUACGGAAGCUCGUCGUACGGAUCUGAAGUGUACCACCCUCAGUACGUGUCCGGUGGAUACGGUGGAUACGGUAAAUUCGCUGGAGGAUCCGGUCGGAUCUACGCCCAGGGAGAAGGGAUCGGACUCAGCCAGGGUGGUGGAUACGGCGGUGGAUACGGUGGAUACGGACAACAAGGAUACGGACGCGGCGGACUCAGCGGAUACCAGUACGGAUACAGCGCUGACGUCGGAAACGGAUACGGACAGGGCGCCAUCGGAGGUGGAUACGGCGGACCCAUCGGCGGACCCAUCGGCGUAGCUGGUGGAUAUGGUAGCGGAUAUGGAAUUUAUUAAAACAAAAUUGUGAUCUGAACACUCUCAUACUGCCACAAUCAAAUGUUUCAGGAUAUUCGUAAUCUUGCAAAAGUGUGCAUGCUUCAAUGUUUCUCAUAGCUACGAUAAUACGAUAAUACAUUGCCACGACUA
This is a messenger RNA of Amphibalanus amphitrite, 592 nucleotides long. RefSeq names its product keratin-associated protein 6-2-like. The coding region runs from base 35 to 460 and encodes 141 amino acids. Lineage: Eukaryota; Metazoa; Arthropoda; Thecostraca; Balanomorpha; Balanidae. The transcript is spliced from 4 exons. The record is from RefSeq and is a predicted model, not a curated record.